UCGCGUCCCGGGCCCUCUGCCUCCCAGCGGCGGCUCGGGGCGACGCUCCUGGGACCGGGCCGCGAAGCCCCCGCCGCCGCCCCGCGCUCGCGCCCGCCCGCCCGCGCCCAACGCUCGCUCGGGGGAUGCCCUGCGGCCGCACCCUCCUCCGCCUCCUGGCGGCCCUGGUGGCCGGCGGCGCGGUCGCCUUCCUGGGCUACUGUGUUUACUUAGACCGGAAGCGGCGCGGGGACCCCGCAUUCAAGCGCCGCCUGAAGGACAAGAGAAGAGGCGAGCGGCCGGGGGCGGAGGCGCGGCCGGCACAGUUGUGGGAUCCAGCAAAGAAUGAAAAGUUGCAAGAACGUUUUUUGCAUGAGGUACAGAUGGGAGAACUUUGGUUAUCUAGAGGAGAGCACAGAAUGGGGGUUGAACACCUCAGCAAUGCCCUUUUAGCAUGUGGGCAACCACAGGAACUUCUGAAGGUUUUCAAACACACACUCCCUCCCAAGGUAUUUGAGAUGCUGUUGCACAAAAUUCCCCUUAUUUGCCAGCAAUUUGAGGCAGACAUGAAUGAACAGGAAUGCCUGGAGGAUGAUCCCGAUUGAGAAGCAUUUCAAUGUGUCCACAGUCCAGUCACGAUACUAUGGUACUACACAGUAUAAACAACUCCUCAAUGA
Messenger RNA from Nycticebus coucang (slow loris), 656 nucleotides. RefSeq names its product translocase of outer mitochondrial membrane 20 like (gene TOMM20L). The record is from RefSeq and is a predicted model, not a curated record. Gene Ontology annotation, cellular component: mitochondrial outer membrane; mitochondrial outer membrane translocase complex. Gene Ontology annotation, molecular function: transmembrane protein transporter activity. The transcript has 5 exons. Gene Ontology annotation, biological process: protein import into mitochondrial matrix; protein targeting; tRNA import into mitochondrion. NCBI's taxonomy places the organism in Eukaryota, Metazoa, Chordata, Mammalia, Primates, Lorisidae. Bases 126 to 584 code for a protein of 152 amino acids.